AUGGAAAUUAAGGCCGUCGAAAACUAUAAUCUACAUCUAUCGACGGACAUUUGGACAAGCAAAAGAGGUGAUGGAAUCAUGGGAUUAAAGGCACACUAUAUAAAAGAAAUUGAUGGAAGGUGGGAAAUUGUCACGUCAACUUUAUCAGUUCGCCAAUUCAACGAUCGACAUACUGCGGAGAAUGUGAAACUCAAAUUAAUGGAGUGUUUGGCAUACUUGGAUAUUAGUACAGAAAAGAUUGGAUAUCUCGUCACUGAUGGUGCUCACAACAUGGUGUCUGCAUUUCGGGACUGGUUGGAUGACGAUGAGCUUCUUACUUCUCAUGAAGACGAUGAGGGCAAUUUAGCAACCCCGGAUCUAUCAACACUGGAUGACGAUUACGUUAUGGAAACAGACGACAGAUAUGAUAUCGAGAAUGAUCCCGGUGAUGAACAAAUACUGGACGUUCCAUUGGGGCUUGUAUUCCGAAUUUCUUGUUAUGCACAUAAGCUUCAAUUGGUUGCUAAGGAUGCGAUAAAUCAGAAUCCCAAAAGUCAAAAAAUACUCAAAGGCGUUCAUGGAAUUGAGACUGUCUAUGAAACGGUGUCGAAUUUGAUUCUGGAAGCCUGGAUAUCUCCGAGGAGACCGAAAAAUGUUCCUGAGAUUCCAACAAUGCAAGACAUGGAAAUUUUGGUAGAGCUACGAAAUCUCUUGUCCCCCAUUACAGAGGCUACCAACGCUUUACAAGCUGAUGGAAUAACUUCUUGCUUAAUUUAUUAUCAAGUAGUAUCAACAUUUGAUGUGAAUGUUGCUUGCAAUGGAGUUACCAAAUUGGAAACACCCACUGCAGACACAGCUACAAAUUUCCUCCGGAUGCUAAUUUAUCCAAAUGGGCCACCUGAAAAUACUUGUUCUAUACCAGCCCCUAAUGUGAAUGAUCCGUUCUCGAAGUUGGCAUCCAUUACAUACGAACCAGGAUUCUCCUCUGACGAAGUGGACCGUUAUUUGGCUCUUCCACGAAUUCCGUCAUCUUCAAACCCGCUUGAAUUCUGGGCCCAAAAUAAAGUAUCUUUCCCUAAGCUUAGCAAACUUGCACAACAAUUUCUAGCCAUUCCGGCAUCGACAGGCGGCGCUGAACGGUUGUUUUCAUCGACUGGGUCUUUAGGAAGAGCUCGACGAUCAAGUUUACUUCCUAUAACUUUAGAAAACAUGGUUUUACAUAAACAACACCGCCUAUCAACUUUGGCCAAGAAAACUAACGAUCGCCAAAAAUCAAGGAAAAGAAAAAUUGCCACAGGAAGCAGCCCAAGCAAAAACAUGAGGAACGAGAAAGAGGACGAAAUUGUUUUUAAAUGA
Molecule: messenger RNA, 1335 nt
Organism: Folsomia candida
Lineage: Eukaryota; Metazoa; Arthropoda; Collembola; Entomobryomorpha; Isotomidae
Exons: 4
Coding region: 1-1335 (444 amino acids)
Molecular function (GO): protein dimerization activity
Source: RefSeq, a predicted model, not a curated record